UGCUCCCAGUAAACGAGUCGUACUGGUAUUACACUGGGAGGCUCGUAGCAGGAGAGGAGCCGGUCGUUAGCACGGUUAGCUCUCUGAUGUGUGUGUCGUUUGGCUUUACCCUGCCUUAAGUCAAAGCUAACAGGCUAAGUGAGGUGAGCUACAGGAGAUGGAUGACGAGCUGGAGAACUUCAUCAGGGAGCACAAGGCGAGAAUGGCCGAGGAUAAAGCCAGUUUGGAACAAGACCCUCCGUACAUGGAAAUAAAGGCAAAACCCCACAGAGCCUAUGAGUCCACUGCUAAGGAGAACAUCCCUCCCAGGUCUAUUGCACAGGAGAAAGAGGAGAGCUGCACCGUGGGUCUACCACUCGGUGUAGAGUACGAGAGGAAGAAACAGAGGCUGCAGCAUGAACUCCGUAUGGACUACAGGCGCUACAUGGCUCAGAAAAAACACUUUGGCCAUGCAGAGCCUGGACCAUUAAUUCGCCUCAAUAACAGGAGAUCAAUCAAGCAACACCUGCUUGAAAACCAGGCAGGUGUUCUUCCCAAACAGCGACCGCCCUCCCGGAGGGAUGCAGCCACUCUGACAGAGGACAGCAGGGGACCACACAGGGCUUUGCGCCUCGCUGAGGUUAAGACCCUCUGCCCUGACACGGACCAGGAGCGGUCGACAGAACUUCCCAGGCACUGUGACAGGCAGGGGAAGCCUCUGGACCAGGACUCCGAGGAGGAGGAGGAGGGGGAGGAGGAGGAGGAGGAGGAAUACUUCAAGGAGCUGGAACUGAUGGAAGGAAGAAGGCGCAGACAUAUAGGGGUCGAGGCCAGUUAUGAGAAGAGACGAUUCUAUAAGACUGAUGGCAGGGAGCAGAGGGAGAUUCUUGUAGGCAGGGGAUCAAGAGCACUGACCAACAAUGAGGAUGUGGAGUUUGCCACUGGCCUUAAAAUAGGAGCAGCCGAUACAGAAGAUGCCUUACAGAGGAGGAAGGAGCGCUACAGACAGGAGCUGCAGGAGCAGAUAGCUGAACAGCACAGGAACAAGAAGAGGGAGAAAGACAUGGAGCUGAAAGUUGCUGCAACUGGGGCAAAUGAUCCUGAGAAACAGGUCAGCAGGCAUCCGACAACCAACUCUCAUUUAGUUUGGCCGGACCGAAUCAGACAGUUUGGACUGUGCAGAAGAGAAACUCAUCAGUUCUUGGAGCCUUCAGCAACAGGAGAGAGUGAGACCUCAUCCAGAGGUCUCCCUCAUAAUGUGAAGAUGGGUGUUCGAGACAGAGAGACUCCUCUUCCUCCUCCCGAGCAGCCCCAUGUGGCCUUCCAGUCCCCUCUGCUGGAGUACAGCUCCGCCCUGAGCCUGGGGGGAGGAGGUCUGUCGCCCCACAGCCAGCCUGCUGCCCCCUCCUUCCCCAGAGCCACGGACACUCCCAGAAUCCCCUUGUUUCCUCCUCAUCCUCCUUCAGCUCUCAGUGAAGCCUACAGGAGUCCGUAUGGAGAACCCCAUCACUACUACGGCACCAGAAACCUGCUGGACCCCAACAUGGCCUACUAUGGUCACUUGUCUGUUCCUCCCGUGUCUUACUGGAAUGUACCAGCGGGGGGGUCUCUGCCCAGCCAGUUUGGUAACCACAGCCCUCACAGCCAGCACAGUGGCAGCAGCUUCCCUGAGCCUCCGAUCAUGCCUAGCAGUGAGGCUGCCACUGUGGACUCCCACAUCAGGGUUUUCCCCUCAGACAGAUCCAGAUCAUCCAGGGAGAGGAUUGUGAGCUACAGGGAGGCUUUGAAACAACAGAUCCAGCAGCAACAGGAACAGAGGCGUUUGGAUAGGGAGGAGAAGGAGCGCUACGAGGCCCAGCUGGAGGCCGACAUGAAGAACCACCAGCCGUGGGGUCGAGGCGGAGGAGGAGCCCCGCUCAGAGACAGCGCUGGAAACCUGAUCGCUGACCUCAACCAGAUGCACAAACUGAAUGAGGAGGCCUACAUCAACCCGGAGCAGUGGCAGAGGAGAGCCACGGCCUCCGUGACGGCCCGCCGGGCAGAGCUCCCCGACCCCAACGAGAGGGUCUCCGGUACUGUAGCAGAGUGCAGUAGCCAUGACACUAGUGAGAGGCUCUCUGGUUUCACCCAUGUCCAAACCCCCCAGUUUGCCAGAGGCAAUGUGUUUCCCAACCAGCCCACCCAACAACAGCUCAACGAGCAGGACAAGUACAAAGCUUACCUCAAACAGCAGAUUGAUGAGAAAAUGCUGAAAAAAGCGGAGGAGAGGGAACAGAUAAGACUGGAGGAGGAGAAAGAGGAGAAGAGGCUGGCGGAGCAGAGGGCCCGCAUCCAGAGGGAGUUUGAUGAAGAGCAAGAGAGGAAGAAACGGAAGGAAAUGGAGCAAAAGGCCAAGAAUGAAGAGCUGAUUCAACUGGCCGAACAGAGGAAGAAGGAGAUGGAGAGAAAGAAGAAUGAGGCGGAGGAGAAUGAGAGGGCAGCACUGAGGAGGCGGUAUGAGAUGGAGAGGCAGGCUCGGGUGGAGGAGGUGUACAGGGAGCCCUCACCUCCGAUCCCCACCCUGCAGAAGAGACAUGGACUACACCAGUACACCCCCAGACCCCCCUCUGCUAACAGCCAGCAUUCAACGGCCCCCCUGUCUGAGCGCUCUCUGUCUGGUCUCCAGUCCCCUCCCGUCCCUGCUCGGAGGAACCAGCUCCGAGCUGCAGGUGACCAGCGUGACUUGUUCAGCGAGCUGUCGGCGCUGCGUCGGCACCUUCGCAGUGAAGAGAAGCGUCUGGAGGGUCGUCUGCAGCAGGUCGACUGGGAGGAGUUAGACUCUCCUCUGAGUGACAGGUCAGACCCGGCGUCCCUUUUACUACAUCGGGAGCGCCCCCAGGUGGACGUGUUCGACAUGGCCAGGCUGCGGCUCCAGGCUCCCGUCCGACGGCCGAACUCCAGAAACACGGAGCCCCGGAACCUGCAGAGAAUCCACGACUCCCUUCAGCUCAAAUGCACCGACGCAGAGUCCAGGCUUGGCUUCAGAGAGGUUCCGAAGCAGGAGGAAGUGGGUGUGGCCGGCAGGAGGAGGCGGGGCUACAGCGAUCUGCCUUUCAGCAGCCAGAGGUCUACAGUCCAGGACGAUUAUUGUGACCUGUCCCCCCCACAGCAAAAUGAUUAUCUGAGGAGUGUGAUGGGGAGGUCUGCCAGAGGUUCUCUGCUGGCGUCAGAGAGCGCUUUCAUUGACCCUCUAGGUGAGGCCUUUCCAGAGCGCCGCACCCCAGAGCAGGAGAAAGCCCCCAUGCUGUCAGCCAGGGAGAGGAGGAGGCUGUCCAAACGGCCACAGCACCCUCAGGAUCGAGCCUCCUCCAGUCGGCCCUUUGGCCAACAGGACGACUACUCCGCCCUCACAGGUGACAGACAGGAAGCGGAGCCCCGUGGCGAGAGGGGGAGCCGGGACAGGUCAGGUCGUCUGAUGUCCAUCAGUCGCCGUAGCAACGCAGCGGGACCAGCGGAUCUGUCCGACGCAGGCUCCUCCCCUCCCCGCUUUUCUCUUCACAGUCAUAACCGCCGAGGCUCUGUGGAAACGCCCUCUACAGAUAUCUGGAUGCGGCCGGGAACGUUGGACAAACUGAAAUGUUUGGACCGACCAUCGAGGAGGGAGCGGUUGGCAACGUAGCACAGCUUCCCCUCCGAGACUGGGAGGUGCCCUCUGCUGUCGACUGCUCAUCUGAACAGAGUGUUAUGAACAGAGUGUUAUGAACAGAGAUCAUGGCUGGUUUUAACUCUGACACACGUCUAUAUGAAUGUCUGAAAAGUGAUACUUAUGAAUAUGUACUAUUUUUCCUAUGCUAGAUC
Anoplopoma fimbria (sablefish) is the source of this 3816-nucleotide messenger RNA. RefSeq names its product centrosome and spindle pole-associated protein 1-like. The record is from RefSeq and is a predicted model, not a curated record. Gene Ontology annotation, cellular component: centrosome; microtubule; spindle pole. Lineage: Eukaryota; Metazoa; Chordata; Actinopteri; Perciformes; Anoplopomatidae. Bases 158 to 3637 code for a protein of 1159 amino acids. Gene Ontology annotation, biological process: positive regulation of cytokinesis. The transcript is spliced from 28 exons.